CCUCCUUCCUCUCUCUGGAGUCUGGACAUUAAACACUAAAACAGUUUAUUUCUAUUUUUCUCUUUCCUCUCUCCAUUAAUCUCCGAUCUGACUCCUCUCUUACUCAACCUCCAUUGGCGAACUUCGUUUUUGAUUCUCGUAAUCCCUAAUUCCUCUUCUCGAACCUCUCACAGUCAAAAAUUUCUCCAACCAAAGACUGUAGCAGAGAGAGACAAAGUCAUUUUCAGAUGAUAAUACUUUUGCUUCAGUCAUGAUGAAGAUGAUGAUGAUGAAUCGAAGACGAAGCAACGUCGUUAGAUUUGAAGCUAAGAAAGAAGACAAAGUAGAAGAAGAAGAUAACAAUGACGAUUGUUUCUAUGAGUCUCUAGAUCGUGUACUAUCGUCUUGCUCUUGUUCAACUUCAAACUCUGAUUACGACUCUGACCCGAAUGUUUCCGAUUCGAUCCACGAUCCGACUCCGUUUCCUGUUCCUAUGUUUACCUCUGGGUUCGAGCUGUGGAAAUCUGAGCCUGAAUCUGUGUCGGAGAGACGAAUCAGGUUAUUGCGUGGUUUGGGACUUAGUAAUGAGCCGGAUCUACCUCCGGCGAGUCAGUUACGUUCUAGAAGUCGGAGAAACAGUUCUCAUUUCUCUAGAUCGGUUCCUUCUGAUGUUUUGACUUCGAAUCAUCAUGGUAAAUGUGUGUUGAGAUCAGAUGUAUCAGGUACUGACAAUGUCGAUCGAGAGUAUACUGGAUCUCGUAUGCGAAACGAUGGUGUUGAUUUUAUAAGCAAAGAGCCAAUGGAAAGAUCUCUUAGGGACAUUGUAGAGAAAGAGAAUGGUAGAGAUGUUGUUUUAGAGGAGCAAAUGUGUACUAUUAGGAAUUUAGAUACUGGGAGAGAGUUUGUGGUGAAUGAAGUUCGAGAAGAUGGGAUGUUGGAGAGGUUGAAGGAAGUAGGUACUGAUCGGCAAUUGACUCUGGAGGAGUUUGAGAUUUGUGUUGGUACGUCACCGAUUGUGCUUGAGUUGAUGAGGAGGCAAAAUGUUGAAGAUGUUUGUAAAGACUCUGUGGAUUUGGAUACUAAUGUUAGUGGAAGCAGGGUGACUAAACAUAGAAGGAGAGGGAGUUGGUUAAAGAGUAUUAAGAAUGUUGCUAGUAGUGUGACUGGGUAUAAAGAGCGACGGAGCACCGAUGAUAGGGAUUCACCGUCUGAGAGAGGUGGUCAGAGGUUUAGCUCUGCAACUGAUGAUAGUCGAGAUAUGUCUUUUCAUGACCCUGAGAGAGUUAAGGUUAGGCAGUAUGGGAAGUCGUGUAAAGAGCUUACUGCACUUUUCAAGAGUCAAGAGAUUCAAGCUCAUAAAGGAUCGAUAUGGAGUAUUAAGUUUAGUUUGGAUGGGAGGUAUCUUGCUAGUGCUGGUGAGGAUUGUGUUAUUCAGAUUUGGAAGGUUGUUGAGUCAGAAAGAAAAGGGGAACUCUUGUCGAUGGAUAAACAAGAAGAUGGAAGUAUAAAUUUGUUUCUUUUAGCAAAUGGAUCACCCGAACCCGUUUCAAUGUCUCCAAAGAGAAGAGGAAGAACAUCUUUUAGCCGAAAAUCAGUGAGCUUGGACAAUGUUCUUGUUCCAGAGGCAGUCUUUGGUCUUUCAGAGAAACCCGUGUGUUCAUUUGUAGGGCAUUUGGAUGACGUACUUGAUCUUUCGUGGUCAAAAUCUCAGCACCUGCUUUCCUCUUCCAUGGAUAAGACUGUUCGUCUAUGGGACUUAUCUAGCAAGACAUGUUUGAAAGUCUUCUCACAUAGUGACUACGUGACUUGCAUCCAGUUUAAUCCCGUGGAUGACAAUUACUUCAUCAGCGGAUCAUUGGAUGCAAAAGUUCGGAUAUGGAGUAUUCCUGAUCAUCAAGUUGUUGAUUGGAAUGAUCUUCAUGAGAUGGUCACAGCUGCUUGCUACACACCGGAUGGACAGGGUGCAUUGGUUGGUUCAUACAAAGGAACAUGCUGCUUAUACAACACACAUGAUAACAAACUGCAGCAGAGACGCGAAAUCAAUCUGAAGAACAGGAAAAAGAAAACCCAUCACAAGAAAAUCACUGGUUUUCAGUUUGUGGCAGGAAGUUCAUCGGAAGUUCUCGUCACAUCUGCAGAUUCACGUACGCGUGUUGUUGAUGGUGUUGACCUUGUUCACAAGUUUAAAGGAUUUCGCAACACGAAUAGCCAAAUCUCGGCUUCACUUACAUCAAACGGGAAAUUCCUAGUAUCAGCAAGCGAAGACUCUAAUGUGUAUGUAUGGAACUACGACUCAGACUCUCGAGCAGGAAGAAGCAAACGUGUCACAGUCACAAACUCAUACGAAAACUUUUAUUGUCGUGACGUCUCUGUGGCUGCACCUUGGCCUGGCAAAAUCAGUAACAACCACACUAACAACAGCCCCGAACAGUCAUCCUUCACAGCCAAUAAUAACCCUCCGACACCUGUCAACGAUCCAACCAACAACAAAACCGUCACCAACGGUAUCAUUUCAAGCGCCACAAACCGAUACUUCUUCGAUAGAGUCUCAGCAACAUGGCCUGAAGAAAAACUCUUGCUGGCUGCAAAAAACCGAGCCAGAACAAGCCCUCGUGUGAGCGUGGACAUGUCUAACAUACAGGUUAACACAAAACCGAGUGCCUCGGCGUGGUCUAUGGUGAUUGUGACUGGCAGUCUACGAGGCGAAAUCAGAAUAUUUCAGAAUUUUGGAUUUCCAGUUCGUCUAUGAUGCAAGGAGAAGGUUUUACAAUAUCAAAAUCCUAAGGCAAAGUGAAAUUUUCCCUUAGUAAAACCAUCUCCUGUCAAAAGUGUAUAGAUUGAGAGAAGGUUUGGUUCAUCCACUGACUUCUCUCGUUUUUUUUUUUUACCACGCUUCUUUUAUUUAUCUGAUUUGUUAUCUCUAAAAUUCAAAUCUCUAGCAAAUAUAUAUAAUGUUAUUUUUAAGAAAGAUUCAAAUAGGCAGAAAAAGAAACUUCAUAUACCAAUAUAGUUUGCUUCGAUGAAAGUCUGUGCUAUUCAACUUGAAGUUUGUAGAAUUUGUCUCUGAUAUUAUAACUCUUCAAGGAGAGAAUAUAUGGUAAACUUUUGUAUACACAUUUUGUAAUUGUCUUUAGGUUUAUCUUUACAUGUAAAAUAAUUG
Messenger RNA from Arabidopsis thaliana (thale cress), 3139 nucleotides. RefSeq names its product Transducin/WD40 repeat-like superfamily protein. The transcript is spliced from 7 exons. Bases 251 to 2728 code for a protein of 825 amino acids. The record is from RefSeq and is marked reviewed. Lineage: Eukaryota; Viridiplantae; Streptophyta; Magnoliopsida; Brassicales; Brassicaceae.